Molecule: messenger RNA, 147 nt
Organism: Anisakis simplex (herring worm)
Lineage: Eukaryota; Metazoa; Nematoda; Chromadorea; Rhabditida; Anisakidae
Source: the annotation of a GenBank genome assembly
AUGAUCAAUCGGUUUACAGAAAGAGGUGAUGUGUACGAAACCACUGAAAUCACCGAGAUUCGACUCAAGGAAGUUGGUGAUAAAUACAAAAUGGAUUUGGAGAAACUCGAGAAUGAGCGGGUAUCGUUCGUUGAAAUCCAUUUUUGA